Messenger RNA from Octopus sinensis (East Asian common octopus), 1426 nucleotides. RefSeq names its product zinc finger protein 436-like. Gene Ontology annotation, cellular component: chromatin. Gene Ontology annotation, molecular function: DNA-binding transcription factor activity, RNA polymerase II-specific; RNA polymerase II cis-regulatory region sequence-specific DNA binding. The transcript is spliced from 2 exons. Gene Ontology annotation, biological process: regulation of transcription by RNA polymerase II. NCBI's taxonomy places the organism in Eukaryota, Metazoa, Mollusca, Cephalopoda, Octopoda, Octopodidae. The coding region runs from base 458 to 1336 and encodes 292 amino acids. The record is from RefSeq and is a predicted model, not a curated record.
UUUUAUUUUUAUUUUUACUCUGUAGGGCGCCUGAGAAAAUAAAUUAAGGAUUCUCUCUCUCAUUCUCCAUGUUCCUGCAACUUGGCUUUCUCUCUCGUAGAUUUAUGCCCUCGCACUGGCUACUGCCACCCUUUUCCAGUGGUGAUUUAGCCCCGAUUCAUGCUCAACACCCGGAUUAAGAAGCAACAAAGGCCCGGGUAAUUACUGUCCUGUCGGCAAUCAAUUAACUACGGUAGCAGCAACAACAGUAACAUUACCAACAGCAACAACAACAACAACAACAACAGGAAGUGGUUCAAGCAUGUAAUCAAGGAAUUGUUUGGUUUGUUGACCAGAAUCUCUCCAGUGUUAUUUUGACUUUAAAGAACACAACUCAGACAUUUUAACGGGACGUAGCUCCAUCACAUGUUGGUUUUUUCGCCAGCGUCUCAGCUUUGAGUUUGGCCGUACCCCUGAGAUGAGUUCCACUUUCUCCCUCUCCGAUGGGAUGGUCUUUUCUCCGACCACACCGUCAGAUAAAUCCGAUAUCGAAUUAGCAAUGUCGUCAGUGGAGGAGGUCAGCUUCCAUCAACAGCAACAGCCGAGUCAGGUGAAGGACGAGCUGACCACCGGCCACAACCACAACAACCACCCUCACCAUCAUCCUACCAACAACACCUGUUGCAAUAACAAUAAUAACAAUAAUAAUAACAAUAACAACAACAACAACAACAACAGCCAUCAGCAUCCUCCGUGCUGUAACCAGGGCAACAGGUCGUCAUACAGCCUCUGCCAUCAACAGCAGAGCAGUUGUUGCUGUAGCUUGGACUGUCAGAGCUGUAGCCAGACCAAUUGCAGCCAGUGUUGCAUGGCUCAGAGGAGCCACCAGCAUUAUGUGGUGCAGCCGGAAAAGUUGCACACAUGUGACGUGUGCGGUAAGGGCCUCUCCCGGCGUGACCACCUCAAACUACACAAGAGAAUCCACUCCGGAGAACGUCCGUACAAGUGUGACGUGUGCAGCUACACAUUCUAUCGCAAGGACCACCUGCUCCGACACCAGCGCCGCAACAACUGUCGCCGGAAGACGGAAAUCGGUGUGACAUCGCUUCCAUCCCCCGGUGGGCAACGAGAAAUGGCACACAGUGCCGGCAGUAGCAUCGGUCACUCAGGUCGGGUACCGGAGGGCAGCCAGGUGUGGCAGGGACACCAGAAGCCACUACCACCACAACCACUAAAGAUGGAGAGGUCACCUGACAAUUCCCUGCGCUACAACCAUAAUACUGAUGAGUGCAACCAGAUGCAGCAGUCGCAACAUUCGAUGCACAAACUCGUUAUUCCUCAUUAUACAAACAGUUAAUUUCAUAACAGACAUAUACAUGUAUGCACAUACUAUAUAUACAUAUACACACAAUAUAUAAAUGGUAUAUAUACAUGGAUGGAUAUAUAU